CCUCUCCCCACAGUUCAGCCCGAGGUGAGCAUCUUCCUGUCGGGGGAUGGGCGCGGCGUGUGGUGUUUCACCACGGGCUUCUACCCGUGGUCCAUCGAGGUGAACCUGGUGCGGGACGGCCUGGUGCUGGAUGAGAGCCGCUCCCACGAGACGCUGCCCAACCACGACGGCACCUUCCAGCAGCGCCGCUGGGCCCACGUGGAGCCCGGGGACACGGCCCCGCUCUCGUGUCGUGUGGUGCACCCGGGGCUGUCCGAGCCCCUCGAGGUGGUACUGGUCCGCAAGUCGGGCAGCAACGUGAUGACCAUUGUCCUGGUGCUCGUGCUGGUGGUGGCUGCGCUCGUGGGGAGAGUCCUUUACUGGUAGAAGAAACAAGCGGGGAAGAGCGGCUACAAUCCCACCCAGACCUCGGAGCGCGGGAAA
This is a messenger RNA of Amblyraja radiata (thorny skate), 423 nucleotides long. Its product is annotated as IgG receptor FcRn large subunit p51-like. Gene Ontology annotation, biological process: immune response. Gene Ontology annotation, cellular component: external side of plasma membrane. The record is from RefSeq and is a predicted model, not a curated record. NCBI's taxonomy places the organism in Eukaryota, Metazoa, Chordata, Chondrichthyes, Rajiformes, Rajidae. The annotation marks the transcript as partial. The transcript has 4 exons.